Molecule: messenger RNA, 5459 nt
Organism: Crotalus tigris (Tiger rattlesnake)
Lineage: Eukaryota; Metazoa; Chordata; Lepidosauria; Squamata; Viperidae
Gene: STK35
Product: serine/threonine kinase 35
Exons: 3
Coding region: 261-1448 (395 amino acids)
Biological process (GO): peptidyl-serine phosphorylation; protein autophosphorylation; axon extension
Cellular component (GO): autophagosome; cytoplasm
Molecular function (GO): protein serine/threonine kinase activity; ATP binding
Source: RefSeq, a predicted model, not a curated record
CUACCCUCCCUCUCGGCUCCCUUUUCGCCUCAGCCGCUCGGCGACUACCGUCCUCCGGCCUUCCCGCAGCCGGGGGCGGCUGAGGAAGCGAGCGAGUGAGCGAGGGAGGCGGAAAAGCAGCGAACGUGAGCCUUCGUCGAGCCCCGGUCCGGCGGGGCGGGCGGGAUGAAGAGGGGCGCUCCCCGCCCGCGGAGACUCCGACCACGUCGGCCAAAAAGGCGGCGGCGGCGGCGGCAGCUAGGCCCCGCCGCGGCGCUGCCAUGGCAACGGGCGGCGACGGUGGCCGCCGAGGGACAGAAAGGCUGCCCGAGCGGCGCCUGAGGCGCGCCGAGCGCCAGCGGCCGCCGCCGCCGCCGCCGCCUCUGAGGGCCGCCGCGGCUUCCGCCAUGGAAGGCCGGCCGAGCCAGGCCUCGGCGGCGGGAAAAGCCUCCCCUCCGCCGCCGCGCUACCGCCUGGUGUCGGAGAUCGGGCGCGGGGCCUACGGCGUGGUCUACGAGGCGGUGUCGGGCCGGAGCGGCGCCCGGCGGGCCGUCAAGCGGCUGCGCUGCGACGCGCCGGAGAACGUGGAGCUGGCCCUGACCGAGUUCUGGGCCCUGACCAGCCUGCGCCGCCACCACCCCAACGUGGUGCGCUUCGAGGAGUGCGUCCUGCAGCGCGACGGGCUCGGGCAGCGCAUGAGCCACGGCAACAAGCAGAGCGCGCUCUACCUGCGCCUGGUCGAGACCUCGCUCAAAGGUGAGAGGAUUCUGGGCUACGCCGAAGAGCCUUGCUACCUGUGGUUCGUCAUGGAGUACUGCGAAGGGGGAGACCUGAACCAGUACAUCCUCUCGCGCCGGCCCGACCCGGCCACCAACAAGAGCUUCAUGCUCCAGCUGACCAGCGCCAUCGCUUUCCUGCACAAGAACCACAUCGUCCACAGGGACCUGAAGCCGGACAACAUCCUGAUCACCGAGCAGUCGGGUGCGCCGGUGCUCAAAGUGGCCGAUUUUGGGCUCAGCAAGGUGUGCGCCGGCUUGGCCGCCCGAGGCAAGGAGGGCGGGAAGGACGACAAAAAUGUGAAUGUGAACAAGUACUGGCUGUCCUCGGCCUGCGGCUCGGACUUCUACAUGGCUCCCGAAGUGUGGGAGGGACACUACACCGCCAAGGCGGACAUCUUUGCGCUGGGCAUCAUCAUCUGGGCCAUGAUUGAGCGGAUAACCUUUAUCGAUGGGGAGACCAAGAAGGAGCUCUUGGGGACUUACAUCAAGCAGGGGACGGAGAUUGUACCUGUGGGGGAAGCGCUGCUGGAGAACCCAAGGAUGGUGUUGCACAUUCCUCAGAAACGCAGGACUGCCAUGUCUGAAGGGAUCAAGCAGCUGCUGAAGGACAUGUUGGCUGCUAAUCCCCAGGACCGACCGGAUGCCUUUGAGCUGGAAUCCAGGAUGGACCAGGUUACUUGCGCUGCUUAAACUCAGGUCAAAGCGUUGGCGGGCUCUGAAAGACAGGGAUUUUUUACAGGGACCCCGAGUCUCCCCGACGAACACGCAAACUAAGAAGAGUCUAUCUAACACGGACAGCAAGUUCUCUGAUAUCGUGAAGCUUUGAAACUCAUCUGGAAACCCCAAGACAUUCACGGGGGGGGGCAGGAGCUGCUGCUGCAACCGACUUCGUAAUAAAACUGUUAACUCCUCUUUUUUUUUUCCUUCUUUUUACAUUUCCCCCUUCCUUUAUUUCCUGCCAGCUUCAGCUUUGCUCGUUCAUUUGAUCGGUGCAAUUCAUUUGGAAUUCCUUUUUCACUUCAACAAAAAUACUGGGAUGGUGGGGGUGGGGCAAGCCCUGACAAAAUAAUUUUCUGUUGCUGCUAAUGUUAAGUACCAGAAUUCUGGGACAAAAUGUACAUAAAGAUUUCUUUUUUUCCCCUUCUCUCUUAAUGCCGUUGAGCAGGGUGAUAUUUAGUUGAGAGUAUGAAGAUCUGGUGACAAAAUACUUCUUUUUUUUUUUUAUUUCUGCUGCUUAGCCCCUAAAGCUAGAAACACAGUUGGAUAAGUAUUCCUGCUCCCCUUUUUCAAAAUGACCUACAUCCGGGGAACCUAAAUGCGUGACAUUUGAUGGGGAUAUUUAAGGCACACACACACACACACCAUUUUGGCUGCUGGGUUAGAAACUCCGAUCUAACCAUCACAGGAGCCUGUGUGUCUGUGUGCCAAAUUUUACAGAUCGAGAAAGGGCACGCGUGGGGUUUAGAAAGGAUGGUGAGCAUCCAUAGAAAUGGCCUUUGUGUAGAAAAAGCUAUCCUAAGUCUGUGUCUAGGCAUCAGUAGCUUAAUAGCUAGCCCUUGGCUGGCCAAAAUCAGCCAGCCUAAAAUCAAGUGAAUAACUUAACAUCAUUUUUUUUCCGAGUUUUGCACUUGGUCUGCUUGACAUUUCUUCCCUUCUGCAGAAGUGCAGGCCCUUUCUUAAAUCUCUAGGCCAGGGGUCGGCAACCUUGGCUCUUUGAUGACUGGUGGACUUCAACUCCCAGAAUUCCUGAGCCAGCCAGGCUGAGGGGAAAGGGAGAGGUUUCCAAGCUGAGCCAGGCUGGCUCAGGAAUUCUGGGAGUUGAAGUCCACGCGUCAUCAAAGAGGCAAGGUUGCCUACCCCUGUUCUAGGCCUAGGGCUUCUUCCGAGUGAAGAAGUAUCUUUCUCACCACUACAGCCUUGUGGCGUGUCUACAUUUAUGCAUACACCAGGAUGAUUCCCAAUUUUAAACAACUGCCCUAAGUAGCUAUCCCCUAAGAUUAUCAUUCCGUUGUUCUUGUAAAGCCUUAGCCAGUUGCUACUCUUCAGCUGACCGGCUGCUUUGAAUGACUCUCCUGCUCCUUUAAAUCAGCCUUAUAUGUUGGUCUGGCGGUUGCCACCGUUCCUUCAACAGAAGGAAGACACAGUUGGGUCAGCAUCGUAAAACUGGAUCCACACUUUGACUUUCACCCCUGGUAGAAGAUGAACCAGGUAAUUUGAAUGGCUGCUGAUGUUGUCCCUAAGAUUCUCAAGGAUUGGGUGCUGCAGCUAUUGAAACAGAUUUACCGUACACAAUAUUGGCAUUCCUUUCUUAUAUGCAGCCAGGUUUAGACCAGGAAUAUCCGUCUUAUUGUGGAUGUAACGUGGCUUAGAAGGUUUUUUUUCCAUUUGCAAAUCUACACAGCCCUGUUCAUGACUGACAGGACAGACAUCAAAAGAGGUCCUUUGAAGCUUGAGAUCCCAGAUGAACUCAACUAAAACUAUUUGCCAAGAGGAACACUGCUGGAUGUUUCUGUUAUCACCCCAAACUAGCCAGUUUGGGGGGGGGGAGAAGAGUGGGAUCCAAGUUUAAGGUGUUGACAAGCCCUGUUUGAAACCUGCUUGCCCCUAAUUAAGAUUUGAGGGCUCCCAUUUUCCCAUAUAGGGUAGUCUCAGGCCGGUUGGUCCAUUCAGCCAGGCACAAGCCCAUGUUAACGUUGCGGGUCAAAAGUCUCGCAUGCUUUUGUGUGGCUCCAGCCAAGGGACCCGGGCAUUGUCACGUCUGCACUUUGAGGGAAGUGUGCGUGGGUGCGCAUGUGUGUAGAGGAAGCCUUGACUUGGUUGCAGCUGAUGGGCUGUUCCAGCAAGCGGCCCUCGGUAGCUGAACUUAAUGGUGGCUUUUGUGGUGAUAACUUAGAUCUUUUAAGACUUGUGGACUUCAACUCCCAGAAUUCUGGGAAUUGAAGGCCACAGGUCUUAAAGCUGGUGGACACCCCUGCUUUAGACCUUAUUCAAGUGCCUUACUCAAGGAUUUUGAAAGCCUCUUGUGAGAAAUGAACGAAGCUAAGGAAAGCACUCUUUGGGCUGGGAGUUGUGUUUCAGCAUAGCCCCGGUCUCCACAUUUGCAAUCUAGUCCAUGUCGGUCUUCUUCUCGGUGGCCCACAAAACCUCUUUAGACACGGAUAAAUGGCUUCUUGGGUUGACUGCCUCAGUUGCCAACACGUUUCUAGAAGCUAGCAGCCUCUAAGUACGGUGUCCUCCUAAGAUCAUUUGCCCUCGUUCCUAAGGACGAGAGCCUCGGCCUGCAUCUGGGUGUGACCUUCCUUAUUUAACUUCGUGUAUGCGAUUGUGUUGUGUCACAAGCAAUAGACCUCCUGGUGUCUCCCGGAUUUCAGAGAGAAAGGCAGACCUCCCUCACCUCCACUCAGAAGCCCCCCCCCCUAGUCACCGGUCAAAUGGAUAUUGAAUGGACAUUGUUAAUUUAUUGUUGAGAACUCUCAGAUCUCGCUGGCGUAAAACAAAUUGUUCUCAUGUGUUGGCUAGGCCUUUGUAUUAACCUGUUUACAUCUAAGCUUGCCGUUUUACAGCUGGCGGUGUGGGCUGGAAUCUGACCUUGGGCUUUCCGGUUGAAAGUGAGGUGGGCACCUGAGCCCGGUCCAUUCAGAACCUUCCUCACGACUGGAUUCCUACUUUUCGUUGCCAGGAUGGGAGAAUCUAGCACCCAAAAUGCACAGUUGGGCAGCUUUUCUAAGGGCGCCACAUGCCAUCCACGCACGCCGGUCCUCUCCUUGCACAUCCGGUGAGAUCUUCCCGUUUCCUUUUUACGCGUUGGCGGUCCGUUCUCCAUUUGGCAGGCAGGGGAAUGAAAAAGAGAGCGCCAAACCUGGAUAGUUCUGUGUCGUCAAGAAACUAACGUUUGAACUCACCCCGUUGACUCUGAUCAGAUUCUAAGCCAGGGGUGAGGAACUGUGGCCCCCUUUUAUGAUCUCUGGAUUUCAACUCCCAGAAUUCUUCAGCCAGGAAUUCUGGGAGUUGAAGUCCACAGGUCAUAAAGGCACCGUAUUCCCCGCCUCUGUUCUAGACCCCCCAAAAAACUCUAGGCUUAACCUCUUUGGCACAGUUGCCUAUCGGUAUCUCUUCCUUCUUCUCACUAUAUCUGACUACUUAAAUGUAGCCUUUACAAAGUCCACAGCUGCUGUCAUCUCCAGCUGGAUUGUAGGACACCAUUCUUGAUAGACCCAAGGCAUGGUUAUAAGUUGGGGGGGGGGUCUUCAAACCUGGCCCUUUGAUGACUUGUGGACUUCAGCUCCCAGAAUUCCUCAGCCAGGCACGCUGGCCGAGGGAUUCUGGGAGUUGAAGUCCGCAAGUCAUAAAAAAGCCCAAGUUUGAAGACCCCUGAUCUAAUCUCUCUGCAAGCUGGUUGUUUUCCAGGCCGUGCCUUCAGCUGACCCACGCCAGAGAGGCAGGGACUCAAAUCCUCAGGAUCUCCAGUUCUUCCUGAUCUUGUGCUGAAGCGUUGAGGUGCUCCUCAUCGGCUUCGUGUUCUCCUAAUAUCUUUGCUCCCUCAGGUUCCCACUCUGGGCCGUCUCGAAACACUGCCAGAGUCUUGAAUAGAGCAAUAAUCUUUUUUUUUUUUUUUUGUCUGUGUGUGUGCGCGUGCGAGAGAGAGAGACAGAUUCCUCAACAUAUUACAGCAGGGGUCUUCAAACUUGGCCCUUUUAGGAC